AUGACAAGCCAGUUUGAGAUUCAGCCAGUGUCUGUAACACAAAUAACAAGUGUAUCUAAUGCGGGAAGCAAACGACCUUCUUUAAUUGAUAAGUACUUUGACUUCCAAGAGAAUAUGUCAAAAAAAUGUAACACUUCUGAUUCACCUCAAGAAAAUCGAAAUGAAUAUAUGAGAAAUUAUAUGCGAAAAAGAAGAGAAAACUCGCUGAUAAAACAGAAGGACAGGGAAAGUAACCUUAGAAGUAUGACUAAAGCAAGGCAGAGUAAAGAAUUUAAAGAGAAAGAACUUACCUCAAAAAAAAUUGUCAGAGAAAAUCCAGAGAGAAAGCAGAAGGACAGAGAAAGUAACCUUAGAAGUAUGACCAAAGCAAGGAAGAGUAAAGAAUUUAGAGAGAAAGAACUUGCCUCCAAACAAAAAAACAGAGAAAAUUUUCAGACAAAACAGAAGGACAGAGAAAGUACAUUACAAAGUAUGACCAAAGCAAGACAAAGAAAGAGAAGCAAAGAAAAGGAAAAGAAACAAUGUAGAGCAGUUGGAGAAGGAACAUUUUCAGCUUCUUCUCUGAAACUACUAAACCAAUUUUAG
Saccostrea cuccullata (small rock oyster) is the source of this 585-nucleotide messenger RNA. RefSeq names its product splicing regulatory glutamine/lysine-rich protein 1-like. The record is from RefSeq and is a predicted model, not a curated record. Lineage: Eukaryota; Metazoa; Mollusca; Bivalvia; Ostreida; Ostreidae. The transcript is spliced from 2 exons. The coding region runs from base 1 to 585 and encodes 194 amino acids.